Messenger RNA from Raphanus sativus (radish), 1870 nucleotides. Its product is annotated as monogalactosyldiacylglycerol synthase 3, chloroplastic. Gene Ontology annotation, biological process: glycolipid biosynthetic process. Bases 269 to 1675 code for a protein of 468 amino acids. The transcript is spliced from 8 exons. Gene Ontology annotation, molecular function: hexosyltransferase activity. The record is from RefSeq and is a predicted model, not a curated record. NCBI's taxonomy places the organism in Eukaryota, Viridiplantae, Streptophyta, Magnoliopsida, Brassicales, Brassicaceae.
UCUUCCACAACAUUAAACCGCACUUAACACAAUAAAGACACGAAAUAUAAAAAGCAGAAGCAAUACUAUAGGAACAAAAUUGAAAGGGAAUAUUUUCAGCAUCAUUCCUCAAAAUAAUUUCAUUAUUGUUCAAGGCAACAACUGGGUCUUCCAUGUUUUUCUCUUCACUUCAAAAAAUUUAAAACCCCCCCAAAGAUAAAGAGAAUACAUAAAGACCACCAACCAGCCCACACAAACUACAACCAUCGUUCUUGAACAUCAAAUAGAGAUGAUGAAAGUGGCUUCGCCUCGUGCAGAGAAUGAUUCAAUCACGCAGAAAGUUUUCAGGCGAGUCUACAGUAAUUUUAGUUUCUCGACGGUCGACGAUGACUACAACCAUAAUCGUUGGAGAUCAAGAUCAGGUGAUUACGGGAAGGAGAGUUUGAGGAAGAGAGGGUUUGAAGAAAAAGAACAAGUUAUGGAGAUGGAGCAGAUGGGAGCUGAGAGGAUCAAAACUGUUCUUAUUCUGAUGAGUGAUACCGGCGGUGGCCACCGUGCAUCCGCUGAGGCUAUACGUGACGCCUUCAAUAUCGAAUUCGGAGAUGACUACCGGAUAAUCAUAAAAGACGUUUGGAAGGAAUACACGGGAUGGCCACUGAACGACAUGGAGAGACAGUACAAGUUCAUGGUGAAACAUGUUGGUCUUUGGUCAGUCGCGUUUCAUGGUACCUCUCCCAAAUGGAUUCACAGAAGUUAUCUCAGUGCUCUUGCCGCCUAUUAUGCCAAAGAAAUAGAGGCUGGUUUAAUGGAGUAUAAACCCGACAUUAUUAUUAGCGUACAUCCUUUGAUGCAACACAUCCCAUUGUGGGUAAUGAAAAGGCAAGGACUUCAAAAGAAAGUCAUUUUCGUGACGGUUAUCACUGAUCUGAACACUUGCCACCGUACAUGGUUCCAUCAUGGAGUCAGCAGAUGUUACUGCCCAUCCAAAGAGGUUGCAAAGAGAGCAUUAGUAGAUGGUCUUGGAGACUCUCAGAUUCGUGUCUUUGGCUUACCUGUCCGCCCAUCAUUCCCACGCACUAUUAUCUGCAAGGAUGAUCUAAGGAAAGAGCUUGAGAUAGAUUCAAAUUUACCUGCGGUUCUGUUAAUGGGAGGUGGUGAAGGAAUGGGUCCGGUUCAGAAAACCGCUCAAGCCCUCGGAGAUUCUUUAUAUGACUCUAAAGAAAGAAAGACAAUAGGACAACUGAUAGUAAUAUGCGGCCGGAACAAAACCCUUGCCUCUGCAUUAGCAUCGCAUGAAUGGAAGAUUCCAAUCAAGAUUCGUGGGUUUGAGACACAAAUGGAGAAAUGGAUGGGAGCUUGUGAUUGCAUCAUUACAAAGGCCGGUCCAGGUACAAUUGCAGAAGCAUUGAUUUGCGGCCUCCCAAUUAUCCUCAAUGACUAUAUUCCCGGACAGGAAAAAGGCAAUGUGCCGUAUGUUGUGGACAAUGGGGCUGGGAUUUUCACUCGAAGUCCUAAAGAAACAGCGAAAACUGUGGCUGGAUGGUUCAGUAGCAAGAAAAACGAAUUACAUAAAAUGUCAGAGAAUGCUCUUAAGUUGGCGCAGCCUGAGGCAGUGUUCGACAUUGUUAAGGAUAUACACCAUCUAUCUCAACAGCAGCAACAACGUAUUCAACUUCAUAAUGAUUAUUCCUACUGACUAUUUCUACUUUAGCCUUCAUAUUCCUCUUAUUUCAUGAAGUGUUAUGCUUGUAUAUUGUCUAGUGCACUGUCAUUCUUUGAGCAUCUUUUGUAAUAUUUAUAUAUGCAUUGUCAUUCUUUGAUCAAUCUUUGUAAUAUCUAUCACCUUUAAAUUUAUUUUUAAUGUGCUGAACAAGAAAAAGUCUGAUAAAAA